UGUAUGUCUCGCACUGCACUAGCACACGUUGUUCCUAUUAUUUGCAGGACAGCGAUUUACUACUUAUUUCUUUCUGGUUGCACAGUAAGGUGUAUUUCAUGCUCGAGUAAAUUAGUGCUUCAAAAGAUUGAGGAUGAAGAUUUGCGUUCAAUGAAAUUUCUCAGUCACAGCAGUGCUCCAAAGGUUAAGCAGAUCUGUCAGCGGACCAUGGUUGAAUCGCACAUUGAUUUUCUCAAUUCCAUUACUACAGACAUAGUAAAAAACGAAGAUCAGAAGGACCUAUGUAAUCUUUACUCGUUGCUAAAGCCGAUUCCGAAGGGGCUGGCGCUGUUGACAAGGGAAUUUGAAAACCACAUCAAAUCGAUCGGGCUGCAGUGCAUGAAGAACAUGACCGACAGCAACUUACCGCAAUACUUUGUCGAAAGCACGCUGGACAUUUUUCACAGGUUCAGCGAAUUCGUUCGUUCCCUGUUCCGCAACGACGCCGAGUUUUGGAAUGCACUUGACAGGGCCUGCCUGUCGAUCAUUAACUACAGAGAACAAGGAAGCGGCAUUCCGAAAGCUGCUGAAUGGUUGGCGAAGCACGUCGAUCAGUUACUGCGGAAGACUACGAAAGGUCUUUCGGAGAGUGAAAUCGAAGAUAAACUGGCAUAUGCCAUCGUCGUCUUCCGUUACAUAGAAGAUAAAGACGUUUUUCAGAAGUUUUACUCAAGGAUGCUCGCUCAACGACUUAUUCACUCGUUGUCGGUCAGUAUGUACGCUGAGGAAUCGAUGAUCGGAAAGCUGAAGCACGUCUGUGGCUAUGAAUUUACAAGCAAAUUCCAACGAAUGUUCACCGAUGUUGGUGUCAGUAAAGAGUUGACCGGGCGUUUUUUGAAUAUGUUAGAGGAUAAAAACGAAACUUUGGAUGUUGGCUUCCAGGUGCUGGUGCUUCAGGUUGGUUUUGUCUUUGCUUUAUGUGGGCGUCCCUGCCUCGCGUUCAUGUUCUCUUUGUUUACAGGCCGGUGCUUGGCCGCUGUCCGCACCCACGAAUCUCGUUUAUCCAUCCGUGAAUAUGGUAAGCUGGUCUGGUUGCACUUGACCGGCCGCAAAAUCACCUGGCUCUACAAUCUGUCAACAGCUGACUUGAAAUUGAAUUACUUGCCCCGGUCCUAUACGGUAACGGUGACGCUCUAUCAGUUGUCUGUCCUGCUGCACUUCAACGACGGUGAUACGGCGACGAUGGAGGACUUCAAGACAAUAACCCAGGUGACAGACGAAUCGUUGGAGCGGCAUCUGAGGUGUCUUGUCGAUACCAAACUCCUGCUAUGCGACGUACGGACAAUGCAAGUGAAGUCUGUGCGUUGUUUUUCAAUAUCUGUUUGCAGACUGGCAGUUCGAUUGACAGCCACAGAGUGCGAACACGUCGGCAACACCGUACAGCAGGACCGAAAAUACUUUCUGGAAUGCGCUGUCGUGCGAAUUAUGAAGUCCAGCAAACUUCUUAAGCACAACCAGCUUGUUCAGGAGGUCAUACAACAAGCGAGGCCACGUUUCGUGCCCGAAGUUCAUUUGAUAAAAAAGGUUAUUGAACAGCUAAUCGAGAAGCAGUACCUAAAGCGCACAGAGAAUUCUGAUGAAUAUGCAUACUUGGCAUAA
Molecule: messenger RNA, 1638 nt
Organism: Soboliphyme baturini
Lineage: Eukaryota; Metazoa; Nematoda; Enoplea; Dioctophymatida; Soboliphymatidae
Source: the annotation of a GenBank genome assembly